AUGGCUUCGUGGUCGAUGGGUAGCAAUGAUAGCUGUCAAAACAAGUCACCAACCCCCUUUAAAUCACCAAUCAACCGUGGUACCUUUAGCGACAAAGAUGAGUUUGCCGUGCGCAGCUUGUUAGCGCUGGGAACUGGGGCUGAGGCUGGGCCUGAACCUGUCUACGAUGCCGUUUCGGGAAUUAACACGAUACCCUAUCUACAAAAUAUGGACCACAAAGUUGAUACACCUCUUGCCAGCAGCGCCCCUAAUAAGACAACUGAAGUCUCCUGCCCAGGUGCCCAUUCGGGUUUUCUUGAUGAAAUCGUGGGAGAUUCCACUCCCGUGUUGCGUUCUUCCUCAACCCUCGAGACUGGCUUAGUUACCGAAACACAAAGGCUGAAGCUUUUGCAGCACUAUCGCUACCACGUUGCUCCUUGGCUUGAUAUCUGCGACUUGAAGCACGCUUUCGGCAUCGCGGCGCUUCAAAUGGCAGUUCACUCGGAACGACUCCUUUCUGUUUUGUUGGCUCUUUCGAAAAUCUGCAUUUACAAAAGAUCUCGAGAUUUUCAAAUGAUACAUUCCGAUGACUUUGGUGGUUCUCAUACACCUGAACUUCCUUCUGAUCGUCAAAGCCUUGCCUUACAUGCGGAUUUUACGGAAACCCUGCUUGUGAGGGUCUUUCAAGAGCUGCACUAUCUUGUCUCUGACGUCUCUCAUGCCUGGAGAAAUAUCAACGGCAGUGAUUAUGGACCAUUGCAGUCCUUAGUUGAUACUGCAUAUGGCUUGGAUAUCGAUUCCGCUGUCUAUUGGAUGUUUUUCCGUUUAGACCUAGGAAAGGCUUUAGCCAACAAUACCCCAAUUCGGAUUCAGCUCCCUUCGGUCACUAUUCCGAGUCUAUCGUUACUCUGCCGCACUGACGAUGCCCCUGAAAGAGUUGCGCAUUACACUCAGGCCCUGCUCUGGAUGUGCGGAAAAGCCCUGAUCAUUGGUCAUCGAGAAUCAAUCCCCCCACAGCGACAUCAACUGACGGAUACCUGGCUGAACGUUUUCGAAGAACUUAACCAGUGGCGUCAUUCGAGGCCGCAGGAGUUUUACCCAAUGGUGGAGCUCAAUGGGGAGGAUCCCAACCUCAACCCCGGGAGCCAGUUCCCUUUGCUGUUGUUUACAAAUGGAGCUGCAGCACUGUGCAAUCAAUUAUAUCAUACCGCGAUGCUGCUGCUACUCGAAUGUAAACCACGUACAACCCUCCUCAACAACCCUCAUUCGCCGGUCUUAUCCUCUCUAUGGCACGCUCAGCGUGUCUGUGGCAUUGCACUCAACAAUGACCGUCGUGAGUGCUGGGACCCCUGUCUACUUGCUUCUUUCUUAGUCGCCGCAAGAUACAUGACACACGAAUCGCAACAACAAGAGAUUGUAGAGGGCUUUGACCGCAUACAGGAAAUUACUGGCUGGGGUAUUGGCGAAUACCUCACACAACUACGUGAGGAGUGGUCCUUCCUUGAAGGGGGGUCGAAUGAACUCCAAGAGAUCAGAUAA
This is a messenger RNA of Aspergillus ochraceoroseus IBT 24754, 1518 nucleotides long. RefSeq lists its product as uncharacterized. Gene Ontology annotation, molecular function: transcription cis-regulatory region binding; DNA-binding transcription factor activity. Gene Ontology annotation, cellular component: nucleus. The coding region runs from base 1 to 1518 and encodes 505 amino acids. NCBI's taxonomy places the organism in Eukaryota, Fungi, Ascomycota, Eurotiomycetes, Eurotiales, Aspergillaceae. Gene Ontology annotation, biological process: positive regulation of transcription by RNA polymerase II. The record is from RefSeq and is a predicted model, not a curated record. The transcript has 3 exons.